Perkinsus marinus ATCC 50983 is the source of this 555-nucleotide messenger RNA. Its product is annotated as DNA-directed RNA polymerase I 13.1 kDa polypeptide, putative. The transcript is spliced from 5 exons. Bases 1 to 555 code for a protein of 184 amino acids. Gene Ontology annotation, biological process: DNA-templated transcription; termination of RNA polymerase I transcription. Gene Ontology annotation, molecular function: nucleic acid binding; zinc ion binding; DNA-directed RNA polymerase activity. NCBI's taxonomy places the organism in Eukaryota, Perkinsozoa, Perkinsida, Perkinsidae. The record is from RefSeq and is a predicted model, not a curated record. Gene Ontology annotation, cellular component: RNA polymerase I complex.
AUGUCCUCAUUCCGUCCUCAUGGGCCCUUCGGUCCCCUCGUCCCUGCAGUCACAUCUAGUGAGUGGCUGAAGAGGAAGCCUCUGGGGUAUAAAGACCCCGCUGAAAAGGAUUCUUCUGAGAAAGAUAUGGAGCUGUGCGCUGACGAAUCAGAGUUGCCUGAGUGGGCUAAGGUUUCUAAGGAGGAGUACUUCAAAUACGAGAAUAUGUUCUGUGGAUACUGUGGUUCUUUCUACGACCAAAGACAGCGGGGUCAGUACUCGGUCUGCUCUAGAUGUGGGGCUAAGCGGGAUCGAUUCGCCACUGGACCGCUGAUGGAGUCCCAUGCCGUGUUGGACUAUGGUGAGAUGAAGGUGUGGAUGAAGAACAUCAUUGAUGAGGAGGAGGGCAAGGAGAAAAAGGACGAUAAAAAGAUGGCUUUAGUGGAUGAGGAGUGCCCGAAGUGCAAGAAUCCUCGUAUGGCCUUCUGGACUCAGCAGUUGAGGAGCGCCGAUGAGGGCCAGACGGUGUUCUACGAAUGCCAGAAAUGCGGCUACCGUUUUAACGUCAAUACUUAA